UAUCUUAAUAGUCACCAUAUAACAAAACUCUAAAACCCUAAAAUUUUCAGAAUUCAGAAUCCCUAAAAUCACCAUAUAACAACGACACUCAUUCCAUUCCUUUCUGCAUUACCAUUUUCCUUUUCGUUUUCAGUGAAAACCUGAAAAUAUGGCCGAGGAGGAACCAAAGGUUCUCAACUAUGUUCCAGAGGUUAUAUUGAAGAAGAGGAAAAAUAGUGAAGCCUGGGCAUUAAGAAAAAAGGCACAAUUCCAGCAAAAAGGUUUCCAAUUCAGGAAGUCCAAGGACUUCAUAAAAAAACCUGAGGAUUUCAUUUUUGAAUAUCGCAACAGGGAGGUGGACCUUCUUAGAAUGAAACGGAGGCUCAAGGGAGUCAAGAGGAAACUGCCCGAACCAUCGACCCCAAGCAAGCCCAUAAUAGUCAUUCGUAUACAGGGGAAACAUGACAUGCAUCCUACAACCAGAAAACAUUUAUUGAGUUUGGGAUUGAGAAGAAUAUUCAGUGCUGUCUUAGUGAAGCCAACUGAUGGAGUAAUGGCCAAGCUGCUGAGAGUGGAACCAUAUGUUACCUACGGAUAUCCGAAUCUUAAAAGCAUAAAGGAGCUAAUUUACAAGAAGGGGCAUGCAAAAAUAGAUAAGCAGAAAGUUCCUUUGACAGAUAAUAACAUUAUUGAGCAGGAAUUAGGGAAGUUUGGUAUUGUAUGCAUAGAAGACAUUGUGCAUCAAAUUGACAAUGUUGGUCCACACUUUAAGGAAGUUGUAAGAUUUAUGUGGCCCUUUGAACUCAACAAACCAGCAGAUGGAUUGAAAGGUUCGAAAACCCGAUUCAAGGUUGGUGGAGAUGCAGGGAACCGGGAGGAUCUCAUCAAUGAGCUCAUGAAUAAAAUGAAUUAGGUCUCGGCGCAAUAUACUAUCGGUUCUAUCAAAGUUUUGAUGAUUUGUGGUGUAUCUUAUAUGAAUUUUGAUAGUUUGUCACUGAAGACUCAAAUGAUUUAGUUGGUAGUCAAAUUAGGACUAAUUAGCACUUCACUUGAAUUUAGUUUGAGUUUGUUGUGUUAUAUGUUAGAUAAUUUCUAAGUUUUGGACAAUUUGAACUUAGUUUGUGUUGUUCCGAUAAUGUAAAAUAUGGUUUUGAAGAUAUAUUGUGAUAUAAUGAUGUGUUGUUUAA
Messenger RNA from Cicer arietinum (chickpea), 1166 nucleotides. Its product is annotated as large ribosomal subunit protein uL30z-like. Gene Ontology annotation, molecular function: RNA binding; structural constituent of ribosome. Gene Ontology annotation, biological process: maturation of LSU-rRNA from tricistronic rRNA transcript (SSU-rRNA, 5.8S rRNA, LSU-rRNA). Gene Ontology annotation, cellular component: cytosolic large ribosomal subunit. The record is from RefSeq and is a predicted model, not a curated record. NCBI's taxonomy places the organism in Eukaryota, Viridiplantae, Streptophyta, Magnoliopsida, Fabales, Fabaceae.